AUGGUUCAGGUCGCUAAACGGAAGAAAGGAAGGCCGUCGAAGGCGGAUCUAGCUCGCCGUGCCGCCGAAGCUCAAGCCUCCGCAACGGAAUCCGAUUCCCGCCGUAGCCUCCGCCGCAAGAACGUCAGGUACAACAUAAUCGACUACGACGGCGAUUACAUCGACGACGAAGAAGAUGAGAGGAGGAGAGAGAAGAAGAAGCUCAAAUUGAUGACGAAGCUACACCAAGGUGAACAAGAGCAAGAAUCUGAAGAUCACGCGCCAACGGAAGAAGAAGAAGAGUGCAAUGAAAUUGAAGGAGAAGUAGAGAAUGAAGAAGAAGAAGAAGAAAAAGAAAAGCAUGAAGAAGAUGCUGUGAUAAAGGGAACAAAAGUGGAUUCAAAAGGGCUCCACUCAAUUUCUGUUUCAGGUUUGUUUAAUCUUUUAUUGAUAGGAACUCCGGCGAAUUAUCUGCAUGGGAUUCCGUUGCCUGAUAGGAAGAUAUUGGAAUUGAUUCUCGACAAGCUUCAGAAGAAGGACAUAUAUGGCGUGUUUGCGGAGCCAGUUGAUCCAGAAGAGCUUCCUGAUUACCACGAUGUCAUUGAGCAUCCCAUGGAUUUCACCACGGCGAGAAAGAAGUUGGCGAAUGGAUCUUAUCCUACCUUAGAACAAUUUGAGAGUGAUAUAUUUUUAAUUUGCUCAAAUGCAAUGCAAUACAAUGCACCGGAGACUGUAUACCACAGACAGGCACGAACAAUACAAGAACUUGGCCGGAAGAAGUUUGAAAAGUUAAGGAUUAAAUUCGAACGUACUCAGGUUGAGCCAAAAUCAGAACAGAAAACACAGUCUAGUUCUUCGGUUAAGAAGUCAUUGAAAAAGCCACCGGGUUGGGCCUCACAAGAAUCUGUUGUCUUUGAUUCAUCCUAUGGAGAUGUACAACCAACUUCCUAUCCAAUGCAAGGUGGUAGUAGCUGUGAGAGGCCUGGCACCAUUGAUGGUAUUGUGGAGGGGAAUGCUUUCUUUAUUGAUGCAAAUCACGAUAAAGCUGAAGAUGUUUUAUCAGGGAAGAAUAUUCUCUCUAAGAUGGGAAGGAAGUCAUUUGUGCUUGACGAGAAUCGUCGUGGAUCUUAUAAUACGUCUAAUCAACUAACCACUAGACCUGAUUCAAUAUGUAUGACCUUUGAGAGUGGAAUGAGGCAGCUGGUUACUGUUGGCGUCCAUGCUGAAUAUUCCUAUACUAGGAGUUUGGCUCGUUUUAGUGCAUCUCUAGGACCCAUUGUUUGGAAAAUUGCUUCCCAAAGGAUUCAACAGGCACUUCCCGCCGACUGUAAAUUUGGUCGUGGCUGGGUUGGAGAGUAUGAACCGAUUCCAACCCCAAUAUUUAAGCUUGCUAAUCAUCUACAGAAGGAAACUAGUUUGAUUUCAAAGUCGAAUGAUGACAAAAAUUGUAAGGACGAGGAACCUAAAACUGAACAUCCUGUAAAUGGAUGGAUGGUUGAGGGAAAGCAAUUUUCAGAUUGUCCUGCCAGUGGGCCUGCAUUAGAAGGAAAUCCUUCUAUUGGUUCCGCUGGAGUGAAGCCCAAUGCUUCUCCUCCCAACAUCCCAAAUCAGCAGAAUUCCCAUUCUAGGAAUUUAGGCAUACCUGAGAAUAAGAGUUUGAAGAAAGUGGAGCUGGAAUCUUUACCCUCAAGUAAUCAAAAUAAUUCCAGUCUAGUUGCUAAGUUUGGAAAUAAUACUCCUAUAACAGAGUCUAAGACCAAAGAGAUGGCGCCUAGGAACUUGAAAACUUUGCGAUCUACAAAUUUCAAGCAGCCAGAUACUAAUGAAGUUGUCGGUGGAGACUUGCCUGAUGCGAAAGUCAUGAAUACAAGCUUGAAUAAUCGGUCAACCCAUCCAUCAUCAGAUAGUACCUCAAACCAAACAACCAGAGCAGAUCCUUUUCUUUUCUGUGGGCAAGAGCAGGGUUUUAGUGAUCCAGCUAAGUCAAUAAGAACGUUCAAAGAAGAGGCUCAAAAGCCGCAGACUUCUCACCAUUCACCAGUUGAUACUCUUCCGCAAAUACCAUCAGCUCCAUCUGCGCUAAGAGAUGCCUCAGGCAAUGCUUCAGCAGCAGCUGCUCAGACAUGGAUGUCUGCAGGGGCAGGAGGGUUUAAACUAGGACCUGAGAAUUCUGGUUCAUCCAAAAAUCAGAUUUCUGCAGAUUCUCUUCACAACUCAACAAGAGAGUUCCAUCAGCAUAUUUCUCGAAUUCAGGGAGAGUUUCCUUCCGGUGGAAUGUCUUUCCAGUCUAAUAAGAACAAUUUUCCAUUUCAUUCCCCUAGACCUCAACCUAGUCAUGUAGAUGCCGUUUCGCAGUUUCCCAAGCGGCCUAUGGUUAUCCCACAAUCAGCAUCCGCAGACCAAUCUAGAUUUCAAAUGCAGACCUCUUGGCAGGGUCUCAGUCCUCAAAGCCAACCAAGGCAGAAACAGGAAACUCUUCCGCCUGACUUGAAUAUUGAUUGUCAAUCUCCAGGGUCACCUGCAAAACAAUCUUCUGGUGCCGUUGAUUCACAGCAACCAGACCUAGCUUUGCAACUAUGA
This is a messenger RNA of Vicia faba (fava bean), 2559 nucleotides long. Lineage: Eukaryota; Viridiplantae; Streptophyta; Magnoliopsida; Fabales; Fabaceae. The record is from the annotation of a GenBank genome assembly.